Messenger RNA from Carassius carassius (crucian carp), 4225 nucleotides. RefSeq names its product adhesion G protein-coupled receptor A3-like. Lineage: Eukaryota; Metazoa; Chordata; Actinopteri; Cypriniformes; Cyprinidae. Gene Ontology annotation, molecular function: protein binding; G protein-coupled receptor activity. The record is from RefSeq and is a predicted model, not a curated record. The transcript is spliced from 19 exons. Gene Ontology annotation, cellular component: glutamatergic synapse; plasma membrane; postsynaptic density. The coding region runs from base 354 to 4160 and encodes 1268 amino acids. Gene Ontology annotation, biological process: cell surface receptor signaling pathway; G protein-coupled receptor signaling pathway.
CCUGUUGAAGCAGUGCGCAGAACUCACGCAAACUUCUGUUUCCAGGCUCAAGUGCGCGCCGGAACGCGGAGACGCGCACCGAAGCAGAAGUUUUCUUCACUUCUGGAUAGUAAGGAUAAAGAGGAGCGCUUGCAGUGAGGAUGUAAACCUACAUCUAACCAGGCGUAUAAUGCAGAACAGGCUUUGAAUCGGGAACGUUGCGCUGUGGUUUUUACGCACGACGCAUGGAGAUCUUCCAGGUGCUUCACUGAUCAUUAGCGAGCGCCAGUCGUCUGUGUUCGAUCUAACCUGAGAUGAUCGAUCAUUUGAUCCCAGACUGGCUGGAAGUGACCUGACAGUAUACACAGAUCGCGAUGAAAGUGCUGCUCGUGCUGUGCGCGGCGCUCGCGGGCGCGCGGAGCGGCAGAGACUGUCCCGAGCUGAUGAUUGACAGCUGUCGCUGCGCCUCAGAGAGAUCAAAGGAGUUUAAUAGGCACAGCGUGCGCGUGAAGGUUGUGUGUGAUGAUGCGGACCUGACGGAAACCAUGCAGCCCGGCUCUUUACCCAACACGACGGUGUCGCUGAUCCUGAGCAACAAUAAGAUCUCGGCGCUGAAGAAUAACUCUUUCCUCGGCCUGCGAGCUCUGGAGAGACUGGAUCUCAGCAGUAAUCUCAUUAGCAGAAUCACCCCUGGUGCCUUUCACGGCCUGACGGCUCUGAGGAGACUGGAUCUUUCCAACAACAGGAUUGGCUGUUUCUUUGCUGAUAUGUUUCUUGACCUCAUCCGUCUCUCUAAACUGAAUUUGUCUGGGAAUAUCUUUUCCAUGCUGCCGGAGGGUUUGUUCACACACGUCCCGUCUCUCAGAGAGCUGCACGUGGGCACAGACUAUCUGUUCUGUGAUUGUCAGCUGCGCUGGUUGUUGUCGUGGAUCAGAUCUCAUGCGGUGCGUGUGGGGAAUAAAUCCGUGUGCAUGUAUCCGACUCUUCUUCAUGGACUGGAGCUGUGCAGACUUCAGGAGCGGCAGCUCCGAUGCGACGGCCCGCUGGAGCUCCCCGUCCUGCAGCUCAUCCCGACUCAGAAGCAGCUGGUGUUCCCCGGGGACCGUCUGCCUCUCCAGUGCACCGCCUCGUACCUCGACCCGUCCGUCAGACUGUCCUGGAGCCACAAGCAGAGUCCCGUCCACACGCUGGAGGACAGAGGGCUGUACGUGGAGGACAGCAUCAUUCACGACUGCUGCCUCAUUACCAGCGAGCUCAUCCUGUCCAACAUUGAUGCAGCCGUUUCCGGUAAUUGGCAGUGUCACGUGACCAGUUCCCGUGGCAACAGCUCAAUCGGGAUGGAGAUCGUGGUGCUGGAGACGACGGCACUGUACUGCGCAGCCGAGAGGGUCAGUAGCAACAAGGGCGACUUCAGGUGGCCGAAGACGUUGGCUGGGUUCAUGGCCUUCCUGCCGUGUGCCGUGUCCAGCUCUAGCUCCGCCCCUCAGGAAAAGAGGGCGUGGUCUAGCUCUGACUCCGCCCCUCAGGAGAAGAGGGCGUGGCGAAGGUGUGACCGCACGGGCCGCUGGGCGGAGCACGACUAUAACCAGUGCUCAUAUGUGAGAGAGUCCACACGCAGACUGCAUGAGCUCACACAGAUGUCGGUGAAUGUCUCCAGCGCUCUGAUGGUGGCUCAGCAGCUCUCGUCUCUCACCAGCAGGGCGGCGCUGUUUGGAGACAUGAUGGAUGUGAUAUUUGUCACUCAUCUGGUAGAGAGACUCACACGCCUGGUGGAUCAUGUCAGAGAGUUGGCCGAUCUGGUGUUGGACGUGGCCAGUAACAUGAUGGCGGUGGAGGAACAUGUUCUCUGGAUGGCUCAGGACGAGGCUCGUGCGUGUACACGGAUCGUCCAGUGUGUGGAGCGGAUCGCAGACCUCGCUCUCGGAGCAAACACCACCGGCAUCUCAAAGGUUUCGGCUAACAUCGCUCUGGAGGUGCUGACGCUCCGGCUGGACGCUCUCAUGGGUUUAUUGUGUACGGUGGUGCAGCGGCCGCCUCUGCUGCCCCCGGUGGCCAAUGCAGGUCACAGAAGUGGUUUAUCGGAGCACAACACCCUCCUCAACUUCAGAUGCCACACGGUUAACAUCUCCGGGUCAGCCAUGGGUCAGCUCAACCAGAACACGGUGGCCAUCGCCUCCAUACAUUUCCCUCUGGCUGGCCCCCGGUCUGGGGAGAACUGCACCUGUAAUCUGCAGCUGAUCGUUUUCCGCAAUGGAAAACUCUUUCCGUGCACGGGGAAUUCGUCAAAUCUUGCGGACGAUGGCAAGCGCAGAAGCGUUUCGACACCAGUUGCGUUCACCAAAUUAGAUGGGUGUAGCCCCGGGAGCCCCGUGCAGCCGGUUACCGUCGCUCUCCGGCACUUCUCUUUGGGUGUAGACCCCACCGCGGCAUACUGGGAUUUUGAUCUGCUGGAUGGACACGGCGGCUGGCGCGCGGAAGGCUGCCACAUAACGGGCUCCGCGCACAACACGACCACCAUCCACUGCGUGCACCACAACAACCUCGCCGUGCUCAUGGAUCUGAAGAAGGUGCUGUCGUUUCCUCCGUAUCCGGGAGAGUUCCUGCACCCGGUGGUGUACGCCUGCACAGCGGUCAUGCUGCUCUGCCUGUUUGCCUCCAUCAUCACCUACAUAGUGCACCACAGCUCAAUCCGGAUCAGUCGGAAAGGAUGGCACAUGCUUCUCAACUUCUGCUUCCACACAGCGCUGACGUUCGCAGUGUUCGCCGGAGGCAUCAACCGAAUCAAGUACCCCAUCAUCUGUCAGGCUGUCGGUAUCGUCUUGCAUUACUCAUCUCUGUCCACAAUGCUCUGGUUGGGCGUCACGGCACGAAACAUCUACAAACAAGUGACCAAAAACCCUCAGCAAGCGCAGGACGGAGACCACAAGCCGCCUCACCCCAAAUCACCCAUGCUGAGGUUUUAUUUAGUGAGUACAGGAGUUCCCUUCAUGAUCUGCGGCGUUACAGCGGCCAUCAACAUGGAGAACUACGGCAGCGGAGAGCAGACGCCGCUCUGUUGGAUGAAGUGGGAGCCGAGUUUGGGUGCCUUCUACGGCCCCGUGGGGUUCAUCAUCCUGGUGACCUGCGUCUACUUCCUGUGCACCUUCAUCCAGCUGUGCAAACACCCCGAGAGGAAGUACGAGCUGAAGGCUGUGAGCGAGGAGCAGCAGCGGCUCUCUGAUGUCCACCAGGGGGAGCCAGCGAGCGGUCAGUGUCACGGCGGAUGCCCGGGUCUCAUCAACCCGUCCAAGCUAGCCAACGAACACUCGUUUAAAGCCCAGCUGCGGACGACGGCGUUCACGCUGUUUUUAUUCGUAGCCACGUGGACGUUUGCCGCGCUGGCCGUAUCGCUGGGUCACUUUCUGGAUAUGAUCUUCAGCUGCUUGUAUGGGGCGUUUUCCGUCACGCUCGGGUUGUUUGUUUUGAUUCACCACUGCGCGAAACGUGACGAUGUGUGGCACUGCUGGUGCGCAUGCUGUCCUGGGCGACGCCCCUCUGAUGUAUGCCACGCCCACAAAGUCAACAUCAACGGCGACUGCCACCUGGAUGCCGGGAAACCCGCUCACUGCUCGUGUCGCACGCAGGAUCAUGUGACCUGCCUGACACCGGUUUCGCCGUGUUGUGCCGCCCUGCACACGCAACAGCUCCUAGAGGACGAAACCAGUGCGCAUGUGCUCCUCCACGCCGACCCUGAGGGAUACCGGCCCGCCAUGCACUUGCACCGCUGCUCCAAACCCGUCAGAACUAAAACCAGGCGGCAAAGGGAACUAACGUUUCGUAUUCCCUCCGGCGCGGACGGCGCUAGUGCGCACAGCUCGCGUGCAAACAGCCCACACACCCACAUCUGCCACUUGGCUCAUGAAGAGCAUCACGUUUGCCCUCACGAGGCGCUCACGCUCUGCCACCAUCAUCACGUGUGCUGCGCGAAAGAUGAGCUCCUCGACACGGGCGAGAGCUUCCUGUGCGGGUGCGGAAAGCUCGUGGGGGACGAUAUGCAUCACGCACACAUAGAGUUGCAUGCACAUAGACAGUCGCUGGCCAAUCAGAACGGCAUCCUGAAGGGAAGUGCGCAGGCGCUGUAUCCAUCUGACUGCACAGGGAAUAUACGCACGGGACCCUGGAGAAAUGAAACUACCGUGUAGUUCGAGCGAACUCCAGCACUAGCAUUUAAGAAAGCAGCUUUAAUUUCAUUUUUAGUACCAUCUCA